This is a messenger RNA of Perca fluviatilis (European perch), 3104 nucleotides long. It is a transcript of the gene tmem229b, whose product is annotated as transmembrane protein 229B. The transcript is spliced from 4 exons. The coding region runs from base 718 to 1302 and encodes 194 amino acids. NCBI's taxonomy places the organism in Eukaryota, Metazoa, Chordata, Actinopteri, Perciformes, Percidae. The record is from RefSeq and is a predicted model, not a curated record.
CUAUUAUUAUUAUUAACUAUAGCUAGCUUAACCACACUAAACAUGAAAUCUAGCUAUAUGGCAAUCAUUAUCCUACAUGUCAAUUACAGGAAACCGCUAAAAAGUAAGUAAAAUUAGCUAGCUAGCUUUGUUUGACCAAGGCUAGCCGUGGCUAUUUCUACAUGCUAGCUUGCUUCAACAAGAAGAUUUUGGCGAGAUUACAAGGUAAAGUGUUUCAUUUUUCUUUUGUGAAUGCAAUGUGCCUCCCUAAAUAGUAGCUAGUCGGGUAGAAAGCGGAAAAACGGCUGUCUGCCUGGCAACCUGUCCAGUCCAGCACAUAACUGCCCAUAAAACCAACAAAAAUGUUAUUUUUACACUACGCUUUUAUACAUAUUCAACGGACGAGAUAUAACCUGUUAGCUAAUUCGUGAGCUUUCAAAGUUGCUGACUGACUGAGGGGACUUUAAGCCAAGUAACUACCAGUCUGGAUGUCUGCACGCUGAGCUGCGGUGAAGAAAUGGUUAAAUCAAGGAUGCAAAAACAGAGACACCGUGAAGGAAGGAGAAGCCGGGGAAACAGACGAGCUGCAGACCAAGCACCGCGACAUCCUGGACAAUAUCCCCGGGUGAUGUGUUUGAUCCGCUGGCCUGUGUGCUGAGGGAGACACCGCCGAGCUUAAUCUGAAGACCUGCAUCGCGUUAUCACAGAUAGAAAAUUUGCGUGAAAGCAAGAGGAAAGAUGGUGACCGUGGAAACCCCAGAGGCUCCUGUACCUCUGACAGCGCUGUCACGCUGGUACCUCUACGCCAUCCACGGCUACUUCUGCGAGGUCAUGUUCACAGCCGCCUGGGAGUUUGUGGUGAACUGCAACUGGAAGUUCCCUGGCGUGACCAGCGUGUGGGCGUUCUUCAUCUACGGCACCUGCAUCCUUAUUGUGGAGCAGAUGUACCUGAAGCUGCGCGGCCACUGCCCCGUGCUGCUGCGCUGCAUCAUCUACACUUCAUGGACGUACCUGUGGGAGUUUGGCACGGGGCUGCUGCUGCGCCAGUUCAACGCCUGCCCCUGGGACUACUCCGAGUUCCGCUACAACUUCAUGGGACUGAUCACAGCCGAGUACGCCGUGCCCUGGUUCUGCGCCAGCUUCACCGUGGAGCGCUUUGUUAUCCGGAAAACGCUUCGGCUGCGAUUCCACAAGGGGCCCGAGGACGGUUGGUCAAACAAUCAGUUGGAUGCCGGGACAGGAGGAACCGCGGGUGGUGGGAGAAGGAGAGAGGGGGGCAGAGGGAUGGCAAAUGAUGCUAAUGGCUACCUUAAAGGAGAAUGAAUGAAGGAAAAACUAAAUCGGAAACCAGCCCAAUUGCCCUGCUACACCUCCUCUACCCUUCUCAGCCCCUUUUAAUAAGCAGUCCUCCCCCAUUAACUGUCUGGGGUGAAGACAAAUGGACAGCAAUGUGCACUGGGCUGGUGUGCAGAGUAUCCGAACAGCCAGAAAACAAAACCUAACUGAGGCUUUAAAUGCCCAAAUCACUCACUUCUCUCUCUACUGUCAACAGAGGCACAAUAACUCCAUGUUGCUGUGUUUGCUGCAUCUCAUAACGCACCCACCGAUUUCUAUGCGGGGUUGGCCUUGAGUAGAUCAAGGUCUUGAAUGUCCAGGAUUACACUUUCGGGAGGGGGGUGGGGAACUGUUGCAAAGAUUAGUGUUAUCAUCCCGCGAAGGAACAAAUUCAAGAACUAGAAGAAUAAAUAUUUCUGUUUUUCAAGGGCACAUCAGUCUAUCUGAAAGCAGAAAGCUUGCUGCAUAGUAAUCAUAAAAAGUAGCUACAGCUGUAACACAUUCUUUUUAAAAUGUACAUAUUGUCCUUUAGUAUUAAUCAAAGUACUGUAGUAAUGUAGCUACACAAAUCUCUUUAAAAACAUACCGUCCACCCUGAGGCUCCGUGUGUCAGCGUACAUCAUGAACAAUGUUUUUAGUGAAUACCCACAAUGUCUGGGGAAACGAUGCAUGAAAAAAAAAGUUGUCUUCCAAUAUAAUAUACAUUUCUACAAAGCUCAUUGAGCAGUCGUACUGUAGUACGUCUCAGUCUGUCAGUACUCAGUCUGCUGCUGGUGUGUGGGGGGGUCGGCCAGUUAUGGUCGAUUCCUGGUUGUCUCCUCCUGACAGCACGUUGAAGUGUCCUUGAGCAAGACACCGAAACCCCAAACUGCUUGCGCUGAGCAGGUUCACAGCCUUGCAUGGCAGCUUCUCUGCUGUGUGUGUGUGUGUGUGUGUGUGUGUGUGUGCGUGUGCGCGUGCGUGAAGGCUAAUUUGAGAUAUUUAAAGGCGCUAAAUAUAUGCAGUCCAUUUGCCAUACCAGCAAGGGCGCUUUUCUGUUAAUGGCAAUGAUUGAGUCAUGAGCUGCAGCAUAAAGCGCCGAACCUCUUGAUAAUUUUUUUCCGUUUUCCUAAAAACUUUCCAUGUCUGGAUGUCCAUUUUGUGUGCUUUAAUGUCAUCUCAGAUCUGCUGGGGUCAAAUAAGCCUCAUCCUUAUUCUCAAUCAUUGGAAAUCAAUCAGUCAAAUCAUACAAAUUUUGCUUUGAUUCUUUUUUUUUUUCUUUUUUUUUUAUUAUGCCAGUUGCCACAUGAUCAAAAAAGUGUUUGUUCAUUAAUAAAGUAGCAAUAGUAAAUUUUGAGUGACACAGAAUGACAAGUAGUUUAGGUGUCACGUCAGGUUUCCAUAUUUGAGCUUUUUAACUUGAAAAUACAUUUUAGGAACAAACGCCACAUUCACAAGUUAUGCCCAUCAGAGUGUUGUUGGUCCCACAUUUUCACCCCAUUUUUCAUGACCCCUCUCGAUUUGCAUUACAGUUAGUUUAAAGCUAUAGUGCGUAGUUUCUGUCGCCCCCUUGAGGAAUUUCAAAGUAAUGACAAUAAAACUGUCGGCACGUCCACAUGAUACAAGCCUUCCGUGAUCGCGCACGCGCCCCACCCCUCCUCCACUUAGUCCCUUGUAGCCAAGGAGGUCACGGAGGAUUAAAUAAACAUGAUGGACUCUUCAGAAGAGGUCAUUAUCUUCACUCGAGUUUCUGCGCACGAAAGUCACUGGACGCCACAAUCUUCUGAACAUAGUCAUACUGAGAAAUACAG